This is a messenger RNA of Dipodomys spectabilis (banner-tailed kangaroo rat), 738 nucleotides long. It is a transcript of the gene Mrps34, whose product is annotated as mitochondrial ribosomal protein S34. The record is from RefSeq and is a predicted model, not a curated record. NCBI's taxonomy places the organism in Eukaryota, Metazoa, Chordata, Mammalia, Rodentia, Heteromyidae. Gene Ontology annotation, cellular component: mitochondrion; mitochondrial small ribosomal subunit. Gene Ontology annotation, molecular function: structural constituent of ribosome. Gene Ontology annotation, biological process: mitochondrial translation. The coding region runs from base 1 to 654 and encodes 217 amino acids. The transcript has 3 exons.
AUGGCGCGGAAGCCCCGGCCGCGGCUGAUCGCCGAGCUGGCCCGCCGCGUGCGCGCCCUGCGCGAGCAGCGCGACCGGCCGCGCGACUCGCAGCGCUACGCGCUGGACUACGGGUCGCUGACGCGGCCGUUCUCGGGCCGCCGGCUGCCGGCGCGCGCCGGGGCCGACGUGCGCCGCGAGAGCCGCCUGCUGCAGCUGCUCGCCCGCCUCCCGGCCUUCGGCCUGGGCCGCCUGGUGACGCGCAAGUCCUGGCUGUGGCAGCACGACGAGCCGUGCUACUGGCGCCUCACGCGCGUGCGCCCCGACCACGCGGCCCAGAACUUGGACCACGGCAAGGCCUGGGGCGUCCUGACCUUCAAGGGGCGCACGGAGGGCGAGGCCCGGGAGAUCGAGCAGGUCAUGUACCACGACUGGCGGCUGGUGCCCAAGCACGAGGAGGCGGCCUUCACCGCGCCCGCGCCCGCGCCCGCGGGCGCCCCGCCGCCGGUGCCCUACCCGCCGCUCCUGCGGGCCAUGAUCCUGGCCGAGAGGCAGAAAAACGGGGACCCCAGCGUCGAGGAGCCGCUGCUGAGCCUCGCGAGGGCGCGCGCGGAGCCCUGGGACUACCCCGCCCGGCUGGAGCCCCGCGCCCCGCGCCCCGCGGCUGACGGCUGACGGGCCGCGGCGCCCGCCGCCUGCGGGUCGGAGGCCCUGGACCUUGGGGGAGCCGGGGAGCCUGGCCGCCCCGCCCCGCCCUCA